UUUUUAGGCAACCUGGUACUUAUUUUUUGUACCAAAAAAAAUCUGAUAAUAUUAAGCCAAAAACAGAUUAAACGCAAAACUGACUGAAUCUAAAAAAAAAUAACUUAACCUUCACCAAAAAUCUUUCAAGUUAUCUUACCCAUUUCACCCCAAAAAGGGCAAACUGCUUGAAGAUAACGAACGAAGUGUUUUAUCAUGAUCUAAUUAAAACUUAUCAAGAGUUUGAUGUUACAACUUCAUUAUCGUCUUAAUUAACAGCCCGUCUGCUUAACAGAUCAAUCACACAGCGGAUUUCGUGAGAGCAAGAUGGGAAAAUAUUUUGUGCCUGCAAUCGUUGUUGCUGUAUGUGGGAUAAUAUGCUUAUCAGAAGGAAACCCAGAAAUAUCAAUGUUUGGAAAACUCGAACCUUUCAAUGUGGAUGACUUUCUGAAUCCUCCUAAAAUGGACGAAAAAAACGUUACAUGUUACAUACCAUUUAUAAAAUGUUUGAAAACGCUGAAAUCCAAAAAGUCAAUCUGCGUUCUUCAAAGAGAUAAGGGUCUAGUAACUAUGGCUAGUAUAUGUGACGUCCACAUCCAGAACUGUGUAGUUCAAACUGAUGGUAAUUUCGCUUUUGGGACGAUCAGUGAUGAUGACAUAUUUUACUUCAACGGCAAGAAACACAACUGUCUGUACUACUUCAAGCAAACAAAAAACUUGAAGGAAGCGUCAAAGCUGUACGCAAAUGGAUGGGUUGGAGAUACAACGACACCUACAUCAUUCACUGACACAACUACAUAUUAAAAUAUAAUUUUGAAGGCGAUUUUUAUUUUCCCUUUACCAAAAUAUUGCCAUUCUCUAACAUCAGUAUUAGGAACUAUGAUGAUUGUACUUAGCCUACUAGUUGAUAGUUAUGGGCAGAACAUGUCUACUUCUUUUGUCCUUACCGGUUGGAAAUUUUCAUGGAUCAUUUUCGACCUUUUUUGGGAAAUAUAGAGGAUAUGAAAAUAACCAGAAUUCUUCUCCAUUCCUGAUUGGCAAUAAGCAGCAGAAAACGCAUUCCUAGGAGUCAGAAUAAAACUGGGGUAUUUGUAGUCGGUGUAAGUCUGGCUGUAUACCACCUCCGUUUUAGCGCCGUUAAAGCACUUUAAUUUCAUCCCUUGCUAGGCCCUCAACAGAUGGCUAAUCAAUUUCUUAGUGAAAUAUAAUUCCUUGUAAUUUACAAUUUUAUCAGAAUAAAGCCCUUCUGAGUUCACUUACAUGCGUUUCACUUGACCUUCUUAAAUUGUUUUUAGUUACCUGAAAAAAAGGAAAUACAAAUUAUAAC
This is a messenger RNA of Trichoplusia ni (cabbage looper), 1306 nucleotides long. RefSeq lists its product as uncharacterized. The transcript is spliced from 4 exons. The coding region runs from base 307 to 783 and encodes 158 amino acids. The record is from RefSeq and is a predicted model, not a curated record. Lineage: Eukaryota; Metazoa; Arthropoda; Insecta; Lepidoptera; Noctuidae.